AUGUCUUCUUCCUUUCUUGGCGGCUCUGCCUCCCGUCUCCUGCUUAUCUCGGGCGUCGCAGUGGGCACUGCGGCUCUCUGCUACUUUCUGCUGCGCCCGUCGCGACCUCGGCGCCGCGGCGGCAAGCCGGGUGUCGCUGGACAUGGGACACAGCGAGACGCCGAAGAAGAUGUCGUCUUCAGCGACACACUCUUCGUGUACUUUGGCAGCCAGUCCGGCACUGCCGAGGCAUUUGGCGAGGAGCUCGCCAGCGCCGUCACUGAGGAGGUCGAGGGGAUCAAGCGUGUUGAGGUGAUUGACCUCGAGGACUUCGACCCCGACGCGUUUCUCGCGCAGAGAUACAAAGUGCUCGUUGUUGCCACCUACGGCGAGGGCGAGCCCACCGACAACGCACGCGUCUUCUUUGACUGGCUGAAGGCGUACUCGAAGAGCGUUCGCGGGUCCACGGCGGUGCCGAGGAUGCGCGGCUACUGCGCGGUCUUUGGCCUCGGUAGCACUGACUACGAGCGCUUCAACCGUAUGGGGCGCCGCACCUUCAAAAUGCUGGAGCAGAUCCAGUCCCAGCAAGCGCAAGCGGCGGCCACUUCAGCCUCCGCCUCGCCCGCCGCCCUCGCUUCCGGCUCGGCGCGGUUUCGCCUGCUCUGUCCGCUGGGGCUGGGCGACGGCGCCGGCGACGUGGGCGCGGAUUUCUCGCGAUGGCUUGAGGAGCUCUUCUUCCCUGCGCUGAAGACGCUGGUGGACGAGGGCGGCAGUCUGGAAGACACCCAGAACCCCGCGGAGGCCUCCGGCGCGUCCGCCGUGCUGGCAGAGGCCUCUCUCUCUCCGGCUUCUCCAGCCGCGCUGCGCUCGCUGUCGAGUGUCGGGGUGGCGGCAGGCGAGACCCCCGUCCUGCGGCGAAGGAGCUUCUCGCUCGACUUCCUGCAGAGAAGCGAUGAGGGCGAGGCGCAAGCAGAGGCCGGCGCCGAAGGCGACAAGGCCUUCCUUCCAAGCACCCCGAGCGCCAGCCUCUCGCGCGCCGCUUCCGCGAUCGGCGCUGCUGCAGUCGCAGGCAGUCUCUCAGAAGACGCGGCGAUUGCGAAGCUCCAGAAGAGGGUCGAGGCGUGGGCGAAGCGCCACACCGACGCCUCGUUCCGCCUGCUGGCGGGGCCCUCGGCGGAGGCGCUGCUUGCUGAGCAGAAGCGGGUGGAGGAGGAAGCUGCGGCGAAGGCAGGGAAGGCCUGGCUGGCGCCGUUCGCGCAGGUACCCCAUGGCACGAGCGCCAAGUUCUUCUUCUGCAUGGAGGAGAUGCCGGUGAAGGCCGUGCGCCAACUGCGGCAGCGCGUGACGCCCUGCACCUCCCCGCCUGCAGCCGCGGAGACCAGCCCCGCCCGUGGGGCGACGCGCCAGGCGCCGGGGCGGAAGGAGGCGCCUGUGGAGAGCACCGUUGAAGUCAACUUGGACAUCACCGACUUCCCCGCCGUUCAGUACCGCGCCGCCGAUACCAUGUACUGCCUGCACCGAAACGCCGCUGAGGAGAUCGCCUGGUGGCAUGGCUUCCUCGGCUUCAAAGACCAAGGCGUUGCGCUCUCUGACUACGUUCACUGGCUGCCGAGCGCCGCGGUGCUCGGCGCUUCGUUCGCGACUUCGUCCGCCGCUUCAUUGACGUACGCCGCCCCGUUUCCCACGCCCUGCACCCUCGAGGACGCUCUAGGUUUCUUCUGCAACCUGACAGGGCAGCUCCCCAAGUUCUCGCUCGCCACGUUGUCGCUGUGGAUCGAAGACCCCGAAGAACGGCAGCAGUGGCUUCGUCUCUGCUGUGACGAUCCUCAUGCCCAGCAGGUCUACGAGGCCUGCGUGAGAUCUCCACUGCUCACGCUGCGAGACCUUCUACCGACGCUUGCGCCGUCGUUCACUCGCCCGUUCGUCGAUCGCCUGCCUGCUGCUGGUGCCUCGCGCGCCGCGGAAGCGUCUCUGCAGACUCGCCAGCUGGGCCUUCUGCUGGCGCUCCUCUCCGCCGCGCACACCCCGCGGGCCUACACGAUCGCCUCCUCUCCCAAGGCCCUCGCACUCGAGCCCGGGGCGCGGUCGGUGUCGCUUUGCGUGGGACUCGUUUCCGAGAGGACAGACGGCCUCCAGUUCGCGGCGGCGUCGCUCGAGGAAAAGGGAUUCAAGAUCUUUGGAAGCCCUUCGGCCGUGCAUGAGGAGACGAGGCCCGCGCGGCUUCAGCAGGAGGAGCGACUCUUCCUCGGAGCGUGCUCAUCGUUCAUCACGCAGCAGCUGAGGCCGGGAGACGUCCUGAAGGCCCUGAUCAAGCCCUCGACGUUUCGCCUGCCUGCCGACGUCCGCACGCCCGUCAUCAUGGUCGCCGCGGGCACAGGCAUCGCCCCAUUUAUCGCGUUUCUGCGCGAGUUCGAGAGCCUCGGAGGCUGGCAAGGGCCUGUCGUGCUCUUCUUCGGCUGCCAGCGGGCGGACAAAGACUUCCUUUACCGCGACGAACUCCUCCGCUACGCGCAGGCAGACCCGGGCAGCCUCGCGGACAGCGCCGAGGCGCGGACGGCGAGCGACACGCCGCCCUCGAACGAAGAAGAAAGGGGCGUCGACUCGCACAAGAACAAGAAGAUUCUCACACACCUCUUGCUCGCCUUUUCGCGACAACCCGGGCAACCAAGGAAGUACGUGCAGGACAAGAUUCAGGAGGAGAAAGACCUCGUUUGGCGCCUCGUGCACGAGCGGAGGGGCAUCGUCUACAUCUGUGGGCGCAGCGCGAUGGCGGCCGGCGUGACGGAGGCACUCGUGCACGCAGCGGCGGAGAAGCUUGGAAACGACGAAGCCAGGGCGAAGGAGUUCGUCCACAACCUCCGUACAAACAAACGCAUCGUCGAAGAGGUCUGGGCCUAG
Besnoitia besnoiti is the source of this 2877-nucleotide messenger RNA. RefSeq names its product flavodoxin domain-containing protein. Gene Ontology annotation, molecular function: flavin adenine dinucleotide binding; FMN binding; NADPH-hemoprotein reductase activity. The transcript has 14 exons. Gene Ontology annotation, cellular component: cytosol. Lineage: Eukaryota; Apicomplexa; Conoidasida; Eucoccidiorida; Sarcocystidae. Bases 1 to 2877 code for a protein of 958 amino acids. The record is from RefSeq and is a predicted model, not a curated record.